Molecule: messenger RNA, 1671 nt
Organism: Perca fluviatilis (European perch)
Lineage: Eukaryota; Metazoa; Chordata; Actinopteri; Perciformes; Percidae
Exons: 4
Coding region: 124-1551 (475 amino acids)
Source: RefSeq, a predicted model, not a curated record
CAGAAGCUUGAAAGUCCUUGCAGAGAUGGCCCGGGGAAAGCCAGUUUGGAGUUUCCAGAAAUAUCAGUGCAAAAUCUGCAGGAUCUUAUUGCUGAAGUUGAUAGUGAGGAUUAUGGAGAGAGAAUGAAGGAUUUCUCAGGGGAUGAGCACCAAGACGCAGGUGAGAGCUUUGCAGAUUAUCCCUCAGACUUGUCUUCUUGUGAAUAUGUAGAAGAUGGAGCAAAAAAUCAAGAGAGCAAUCACCAGUCGAACGCCUUGGCUUGUGCAUUCGAAAGCGGUUCAAUUGCAAAGCAGAACACCUGCCUGGAAAGAGCUGUGACACAUGCAACAGGGAUGGGAAAAGCUGAGGACACUGAUGAGGAGGGAGACGGGUAUCUGUAUAGCAGAGAUUUAGAGGGGGAUGCUGAUGAGUUCAGGAGCUUGGAUGUGGCAGCUGGAGAAAAAGAGAUUGUGGAGAACGUAUUGGGCGAUGCAGCUGUAACAGGGGUUGAUGAUGGAGGGGAGACAGGUGAGAGUGAUUCCUACAUCUCCAGUGAUGAUGAGGACCAAGAAAAGAGGAGCAAUGAGGAAAUCAUUGAUAGUAUACAAGAUCUUGAAAGCAACAAGCAACGGGUGGAAACUCGUGGCGGGAGCAGUGCAGCGUUUCCUGACGAUGAUGACGACAACAGAGUGAAUCCAGCCGAUUUCAACAUAAAUUGGAAUCUAGACGUGUUGACAACUGAUACCCUUCGGUCUGAAGACCUGUUAACCACAGAGGACACAGACAAAGCGGAAACACCGCCUUUAGUGACUCAGCGUCCUCCAGAAGACGUCAACAGCUACUCAACAACAACAAGCCCCUCUAACCAGGGAUCCCUGGAUGAUAGUUUCUUCUUCAACAAUGAACCCGAAGCCUCUAGGCUCUACGAGCUGGGACAGUUGGGAGACGACGAGUAUGAAGAGGAGAGAAACUGGGAACAAGAGCAAGAGAGAAUCAAGGCUUUCUAUGAGUUUUAUGAUGACAGCGACGGAGAGAAUGAAAGAGAAGGGAGGCAGAUAAAAGUUCAGUUUUGUGCAGAUCCAUUGUCUCAAGUCAUUCACUACGAAACUGACAGCAGUGACAGAGACUCAGUCAGCAGCUCAACAGAAGGGGAGGAGGACCCGAGCUCUGCAGAAACAUCUGAGAAAUGGAGGGAGCCUGACAACACCACGCAAUUGACACCGGCUUGUGAUCCCCCGAACACUCAGCUACCAGAGAACGUGCCAGAUAUCAGCAACACACACAUUUGUACCAAGGAACACAAAGUGCUUUACUCACUAGCAUUUACUGAACAUUCACUUUGUUCAUUUGUUACUGAAUUGUUUGGUUACUUUUAUCUCUCCGUCCUGUCCUUUGUUCCCACAGUGUUUCAACAUGCUGAAGCUGACACUGAAGAUGGGUCUGGUGAUACUGAUGGGACUGCUGAUGUUCUGGUUUGCCACAGACCAAGCGGGCUGGCUCAGCCAUGUGUCGUUCUUUUAGGUCAAAACCUAAUUUUGGUCCUUAAAACUUGUUCACAUGCUUACGGGUGAAAAAAGAAAAAUCCAAAAUGACAUUAUUGUCUUGUAAAAAUGCGAUGUAAAGUGCUAAACAUUCAUACUUGUGUUCUGUUGUCUGUAACAUUGUGCUUAAUAAAGAGGGUAAAAAUCUGG